This is a messenger RNA of Alexandromys fortis (reed vole), 2091 nucleotides long. It is a transcript of the gene Fbxo15, whose product is annotated as F-box protein 15. The coding region runs from base 445 to 1989 and encodes 514 amino acids. The transcript is spliced from 10 exons. The record is from RefSeq and is a predicted model, not a curated record. Gene Ontology annotation, cellular component: SCF ubiquitin ligase complex. Lineage: Eukaryota; Metazoa; Chordata; Mammalia; Rodentia; Cricetidae. Gene Ontology annotation, molecular function: protein binding.
GUGCUUGAGCUCAGUGUCCUUACGGCAGGCAGAGACGGGGAUGUUAACAUCUGCUUAUUUUUUUCUGGAACUUGCAGAUUCCGACGGGGUUGUGAAUUGAGUCUUCUCAUGGCCUCUCUACAGAGGACUGUCAACUGAGAAGUCCGUGUCAUGGGUUUGCCAUAAUUAUGAGAAAGUGACAAUUUCAGCAUGUCCGUUUGCUCUCUACAAAUCAGCUGACAAACGUAGGUGAACAGGGCCACAGGCCAAUGGCCCCGCGCUGUGACCGGCGAACCCUCAUCGGCAUGACGGGGGCGGCUAAACGCCGACCCGGAAGCGCCCGGACGCCGUUCGGGACGCAAAGGCGGAGCUGUCCAUAGGGAAACUCGACCCACGUCCGCGCGAGCCUGGCCGCCCUCGUGCGCACGCGCGAGGGGCGGUGCCUCGCUUAGGCACUGUGUCUCCAUGGCGACCGGACGCGGCAGGAUGCCGCGGUCGGGAGGUUUCGGACCUCAGGCGCUGCGCGGGUCCCUGCACGGUGAUGGCCCUGCCCGGGACAGCGCGGGGGCGGCCGCGGGGUGCUCCGCGUACAGAAAGGGUUUUGGAGUUAAGUUUGCUAGAGGCUCACCUGUGGUGAGGCAGUGUACCAGGCAUGGCCAGCACAAUGAGAAGUCCUCCAUCUGUUUUGUAUCCCUAGACAGAAUGCCCUCUGAAGUCUUGCUGAAUAUAUUUUCCUACUUGGAUGCUGUGAGCUUGCUGGGCACUGGAUGUGUGAACAAACGCUUUUAUCAUUUGGCCAGUGACAAUCUUAUUUGGAGAAGAAUCUACUUAGCUGCAUUUGCAUCCAAAAGAUCCCACUGGAAAGUUCAUUCAGUGGAGGAGACAGCCACAUCCGUGAGCUUACUGUCAGUUGAGGAUAAAGAAGGCGGAUACUGGAAGAAAGAGUAUAUUACAAAGCAAAUCUCAUCUGUGAAAGAAGCACUAACCCAAAUUGCCAAACCUGUUAACUCCUACACAGGUCUUCCUACGAAAUUCAAAGAGGUCCUCAGAAUAUUUGGCCUACGCUUUGUAAUUAUAUUGAGAGAGAAAAGUGGAAAAGAACACAUCAUGCAGCACGUUGAUGUUUCCUUCAAUGACACAUCUGUCACUGUUGUGUGGUAUGGCAAAAACUGGCCGAAGCUUGCCAUGUUGUCCACCCUGGAUUUGUGUGGUAUGACGCCAGUUUUUGCAGAUCGGCAUAAAACCUUCGACCCAUAUGGGCCACGGUGGCUGUCUUUAAUUGCAAAGUAUGAUCUGGAUCAUUUAAGGGAGCCUACCAUCUUUGGCUGUGACAGACUUGUCCGGAUAUUCUGUCUAAAUCCUGGCCUCCUGGUGGGGUUAUGGCAGAAGGACGCAGGACUGGCUUUUGUCAUGGCAAAUCUUCAUUUUCAUCACCUUGUGGAGAGAAGCACAUUAGGCUCAGCCACUCUUCCCUAUGUGUCGCCUCAGCAUCAUGGUCCCUUUUUGGAUGACAGCCCAGAAUAUGGACUGCAAGGCUAUCAGCUCCACAUUGACAUGCACGGCGGUGGGACUUUCUACCUGUGUAGUACACUUUACGCACUCUUCUCCAGCAAAGAGUGCAUUGAGAAUGGAUAUGCGAAGUUCAUGGUGAUAAAUUUGAACAAUAACAGACAGCACCUGCCUCUUAUUGGGAAAGUUGGCCUUGCAUGGAGAACUACUAUUUUUAAUGGCUUUAUUGAGAAUUGCUCUUUCAUGGACCUGACUGUUCUGGAAGAGUACAGGAAGCCCUUUUGGUGUGUGACUUCUCCAGUGCACUUGAGGUCUGUCCCCCACCCCUCUGAUGGUCCUCAUUUCCAGGGGCACACUUACUAUGUGGACUACAUGGACCCAGAAGGAGGAGUGCAUGCAGAGCUGUUGUGGAUUGAAGAGACAGAAGAAUACUUCAUUGUCAGCCUGGUCCUUUACCUCAGUGUAGCAAAAAUAAACCAUUGGUUUGGGACAGCAUACUGAGUUUUAGAAAUAGGUGCAAAGUCUUGUUACUAUUGAGGUGUUUAUAUUUUAUUUUUACAUUUUUGUUCUUAUUGAAAAUUAAAAUAAAGCAUACCCACAGCA